Plutella xylostella (diamondback moth) is the source of this 1518-nucleotide messenger RNA. RefSeq names its product all trans-polyprenyl-diphosphate synthase PDSS2. Lineage: Eukaryota; Metazoa; Arthropoda; Insecta; Lepidoptera; Plutellidae. Gene Ontology annotation, molecular function: prenyltransferase activity. The record is from RefSeq and is a predicted model, not a curated record. Gene Ontology annotation, cellular component: mitochondrion; transferase complex. Gene Ontology annotation, biological process: ubiquinone biosynthetic process; isoprenoid biosynthetic process.
CAACACAGAACGUAAACAGAACGCAUUCUACCACCAGUCGCGGCGCGGACUGGCCGGUAGCACGGCGAGAAAAAGAAAAAGAAAACAACUGUCAAAAUUCAAAAAAUGGCGGUCUCGUACGCUGUUUCCCGCGUUCUGCGACGUUCGUCGAAUUUGUUUUUCCAGAAGCGCUACGAAUCCACGAUGGCCAGUCUCACGAAGGAUGAGAUUCUGAUCUUGCUGCGGCCUCCUUUCACCAACUGGAGCAACAUCAUCAGGGAGGCGGAGAAAGUGGUCGGCUAUCCGACCUCUUUUAUGAACCUUCGGUGUCUCCUCAGCGAUGAGUUUGCUAACAUGGCGCUGUAUUUGCGGAAAUUGGUUGGCAGCAAUCAUCUCGUCAUGCAGACAGCCAAAAACGUCCUCUACGGAGACAGCAAGAACCUUCAACCCUGGGGCCUGAUCAUCCUGCUUCUUUCCAAGUCCAUCAAAUCUCAAGCACCGGCCCUGCAGACUAAGAAAGUCGAGGAAAGCCAACGAACGCUCGCAGAGUUGACCGAAAUGAUCCGCACAGGCCAUCUGAUCCACCGAGGAAUUGUCAACGUGCCCUUCCAAAAGAGGUCCAAAAACACAGAGUCAGCCAUCUUCGGGAAUAAGAUUGCUAUACUCCUUGGGGAUUAUCUUCUUGUCACAGCCAACGCCAUGCUGGCAAAUCUGAGGAACUCCGACGUGUCCUAUAUAAUAUCGACUGCACUCAAAGAUUUGUCUGAAGGAGAGUUCUUUGGGGAGCGCGACGAGCAAAAUAUGCCUCUGCCAGGGAAACCCAAGUUUGAGAAGGAGGAUGCUUUCUACACGACUUUCGAUACGACGACUAUCACCCCAGAUUCUGUACUUGGGAACCCAAAGAAGGAAUGGACGGCGAGGACGGUUUUCAACGGAGUGAGUCUGCUUGGUCGUGGAUGCCAAUCAGCUAUGGUGUUGGGGAGGCAGUCGCGAGACACACAGAACCUUGCGUACCUGUUUGGAUGUCAUCUCGGGCUUGCGUGGCAAGCCGCUACAGAACUACAGAAGCUCACAUCAGACUCAAAGGAGCAGUUUUGUCUAGCAAGCGCACCUGUGUUGUUCGCGUUAGACGGAAAUCCAGAUUUGUAUAAAAUCAUAGACCAAGCCAAAAAUGACGUUAAAGAUGUGGACUAUGAAGAUUUGAAGUUCAAUAUUCUGAAAACUGAUGCAAUUGAGAAAACUAAGAAGCUAUACAAAGAUCAUGCUGAAAAGGCGACGGUUUAUAUUGAAAAGUUAGGGCAGAAUGAAUCAGUUGAUAUGAUUAAGAAACUUAUUAAUACAUACUAAAAUAUAAAUUAACUUGCAAACUGGGUAUUAUAAUUGAAACUUAGGGGUUUCCAGACUAAACCGAUAGUUAUUUAUCAAAAAUUAAUAUCAAUAAGUAAGUUUCACACAUACCUAACUGCUCAAUUUUAGACUAAGUAUUUAUUAAAUUGAACCUUUGAAUUUUAAUAAAAUAUACUUACGUUGUAAAAUAUA